This is a messenger RNA of Mugil cephalus (flathead mullet), 4849 nucleotides long. RefSeq names its product band 4.1-like protein 3. Bases 145 to 2931 code for a protein of 928 amino acids. Gene Ontology annotation, molecular function: structural molecule activity; actin binding. Lineage: Eukaryota; Metazoa; Chordata; Actinopteri; Mugiliformes; Mugilidae. The record is from RefSeq and is a predicted model, not a curated record. The transcript is spliced from 23 exons. Gene Ontology annotation, cellular component: plasma membrane; cytoskeleton.
UCCUCUCCUCGACCGUGCGUCAUAACGUCACCAGCCCGCAUCUGCGCUGUGUGACGUAGUAAGAGAUGACGUAGUGAAAAGAAUAAAGCGCCGGUUACCAGGAGGAAGAGGGCGACCGUCCUGCACGAGGACAGGUGAAUCACCAUGACGACAGAGCCAGGUGAAGAACAGCCCACGGAGGCGGAGUCUUUCCCUGGAGCCUCCACCCACUCCACACCGAAAAAGGGAGGGGAGGGUGGGACGUCCCAGAGCCAAGCUCAAAGCUCAUUGGAGGACUCCACCAGUCACCUGUCAACAAACAGUCGGAUUCGCUCUCCGGCCAGAAACCCACUGAGCUUUAGGAUCAUGCAGACCAGAGUGACCCUGCUGGACGGGUCCCUGUUUACCUGCACCAUCGAGAAACGAGCUCGUGGUCUCCAACUUUUUGAGAAAGUUUGUGAACACAUGAACCUGCUGGAGAGAGACUACUUCGCUUUGUCCUUUAGAGACGCAGACAACAACAAGAACUGGUUGGAUCCAGCGAAGGAGAUGAAGAAACAGGUCAGAGGGGUUCCUUGGAACUUCUCCUUCAAUGUGAAGUUCUACCCUCCUGACCCCACCCAGCUGUCGGAGGACAUCACCAGGUACUUCCUGUGUCUCCAGCUCAGGCAGGACAUAGUUUCGGGUCGUCUUCCUUGUUCAUUUGCAACUCAUACAGUCCUUGGAUCCUACACCGUCCAGUCGGAGCUCGGAGACUAUGACUCAGAUGAGUGUGGAUCAGACUACAUCAGUGAAUUGAGUUUCGCGCCAAAUCAAACUAAAGAGAUGGAGGAGAAGAUCGUGGAGCUGCAUAAAACCUGCAGGGGAAUGACUCCAGCUGAAGCUGAGAUGCACUUCCUGGAAAACGUCAAGAAACUCUCCAUGUACGGUGUUGACCUCCAUCACGCAAAGAUGGUAGGAAGCCGCUUUGAUUGCUUGUCUUCAGCUAAGUCGGAGGACUCGGAAGGCGUUGACAUCAUGCUGGGCGUGUGCAGCAGCGGCCUGCUGGUCUACAGAGACAGACUGAGGAUCAACAGAUUCUCAUGGCCAAAGAUCUUGAAGAUUUCGUACAAAAGGAAUAACUUCUAUAUCAAGAUCCGACCAGGAGAGUUUGACCAGUUUGAGUCUAUCAUUGGUUUUAAGCUGCUGAACCACCGAGCAGCUAAGAGGCUGUGGAAGGUCUGUGUGGAGCAUCACUCGUUCUUCAGACUGGUGUCUCCAGAAGAACCCCCUAAGAAGUUUCUGUCUCUGGGUUCAAAGUUUCGGUACAGCGGUCGGACUCAGAUCCAGAGUCGUAGAGCCAGCUCUCAGAUUUCUAGACCUGCGCCAAAUUUCCCACGAUGCAUCAGCAAAAGGAACAUACUGAGCCGCAGUCUAGAUGGAGCUCCAAGGGACGCGACCACCUCCCCUCUGAUUGGUUCUCCAGCCGUCACAGUAUCCCCCAAAGCCAACAGUGGCUCACACACAGAUAUGGGCUUGGGUCUAUAUGGAGUGACUAAAACCGUCAGUGACCUCAUCGCCACGGUAACGCCUGAGAGGAGGACUGAGGAGAAGAGGGAGGAGCCGGGUAAGAAACAACCAAUUAGAGAGGAGGAGCUGGUGGUGGAGGUGGAGGAGGAGGAGCAGGAGGAGGAGGAGGAGGAGAACCAGAACCAAGAGGAAGAUGAAGAGCAAGAAACCAAAGCACCAGCAAUGUCUCCGCCGAGUCCUCCAACGCCUCCGAAACAGGACACCAAGACCGACCUGACGGACACAGCUGUGGACGGAGACCUGCUGUCCACUGAGUCUGAUCAGGAUGAAGAUUUGAAAACUCAGGAGACGUUAGGGAGUCCUGAGGAGGUGCAGAAGCCUCAGAGCACUAUCAGCGCUCUCAGACGCUCCUUCUUGGAGGGAGAAGAAGGAGGAGGAGGAGGAGGAGCGAUGACAGAGUGGGAGAAGCGCCUGGCGUCCUCACCUCUCCGACGUCUUGAAGACUCCCCGAUGAUCGAACCACUGGAGCUUGAUGAGCCUAAACCCACUUUUGAUGAAAUGUCUCCAGAGCUCACGGCUCUACUGAAGUCGGCCCAAGAACACAACCUACUGAAGACUCCAGAGAAGGCGGAGUCUCUCUACCUGCUGACAGAGUCGUGUGACCAGGACCAGCCAAUAGUGGAACAACCUCAGGUAGCUACAGGGAGUCUUGUGGGCCCACCUCCAACUAACCCCCCACCUCCACCACCAGGGGUGAGCAUGGCACACGCUGAUGAUGUCACAGAGCAAUGGGCCACUUAUGAUGACGCUAACCAAGCUAAUAGUACAACAGGUAAACAUGAGGUCAGUGAUGAUGAGCCCAGCGGACAGGCUAGUGAUGUCAGUGAUGCUAGCGAUGCUAGCGAGGCUAGUGAGGAUGCUAUCAGUGUGCUAGCACAGGCAGCAGUGGAGGAGGCCAUGGAGGCUGCCGUCAGACACGCUAAUGAUCCUAACCCUGAUAGCAUUACAGAUGACUUUGCAGUUAGGGUUGUUAGCCAGGACCAAGCGAGCACAGACCACAACUCCAGAUCGAGUCUGGGCUCUCGACCCGCUGGGACAUCCCGUUACCAUAACAACGAGGACUCAGACAGCUCCACGGAUGAGGAUGAAGAAGGUUGGAGGUUUGAAAGAAACUCUCCUACCACCUCGUUAGCCCGCCCCACAUCCAGGCAAUCAACCAAUUGGAAACAACCAUCCAACCACAGCGAUGACGAAGACGAGAUGUUCAGACCUCUGCGUGAGAGCCAGUUGGACUCAGAUGCUCCUGCAGGUCUGUUGUUGACAUCUCAGACCUCCAGCACCACGCAUGUCACCAAGACGGCGAAAGGUGGAAUUUCAGAAACACGAAUCGAGAAAAGAAUCGUGAUUUCAGGAGACACCGAAGUCGACUAUGAUCAGGACUGAGUCCUGUGGCCUCUGCUGCAUUAUGGGAGUUGUAGUCCAGACUACAGAGCCAACAAAGACACUGAAAACAAAGAUUUACAAGCACACACACACACACACACACUCAUGCAUGUAUUUUUGCACAAGCACACACACAGCAGCACCUGUCUGUCUGACCAUGGGCGGAGCUUCUGAGCAGUUAGCAUUAGCUCAAUAGAUUGAGUAGAUUUAGAUGGAAGAUCUGUGGUGGCAUCUUCAAAGUCCAAAAUGGCAAAAGGCAGACGAGUGAGAGACAGACAGGUGAGACAGACAGGUGAGAGACCAGUUGUUGCUGUGAUGCCACCUCACUCUCCCAGAGAUCACCAUAAUCUGAAUGAAACAUCAAUUAGAAUUACAUGUGAAAGAAGAAAGAACAAAGGUCCUCCGGCUCCUUCCUGUCUCACCUGGUGAAGAACUGUGUCCUGACUCAAAUGUAAACAAGCAUGAUUUCUAUCACUGUAUAGCAGCUCUGUAUUUACCCAUAAUGCAAUAGUAAUGUGCCAUUCUUCCAUCUUCACAUAUAUGAUUUGACAUUUCUGUAUUUAUUAAUGUCUGUGUCUAUUUAUUUAUCAGUAUCAACAGUAUGGACUGUUAGUGACCCUAGGCAUGACCCCUCCCCCUGGUGUUACAGGAUGACUGCUCCCCUCCCCCUGGUUUCCAGUUACAGAAUGACCCCUCCCCCUGGUGUUACAGGAUGAUCCCUCCCCUCCCCCUGGUGGCUGGUUACAUGAUGACCCCUCCCACCAGUGUUACAGAAUGACCCCUCCCUCUGGUGUUACAGGAUGACCCCUCCCUCUGGUGUCCAGUUACAGAAUGACCCCUCCCCCUGGUGUCCAGUUACAGGAUGACCCCUCCCUCUAGUGUCCAGUUACAGAAUGACCCUUCCCUCUGGUGUUAUAGGGUGACUCCUCCCUAUGGAGUCCAGUUACAGAAUAACCCCACCCUCUGGAGUCCAGUUACAGAUGGACCCCUCCCCCUGGUCAUUCAGGAUGACUCCUCCCCUCCCUCUGGAGUCCAGUUACAGAACGACCCCUCCCCUGGUGUUACAGGAUGACUCCUCCCCUCCCCCUGGAGUCCAGUUAUAGAAUGACCCCUCCCCCUGGUGUUACAGGAUGACCCCUCCCCUCCCCCUGGAGUCCAGUUACAGAAUGACCCCUCCCCCUGCUGUUACAGGGUGACCCCUCCCCCUGGUGUUACAGAAUGACCCCUCCCCUGGUGUUACAGGAUGACUCCUCCCCUGGUGUCCAGUUACAGAAUGACCCCUCCCCUGGUGUUACAGGAUGACUCCUCCCCUCCCCCUGGAGUCCAGUUAUAGAAUGACCCCUCCCCCUGGUGUUACAGGAUGACCCCUCCCCUCCCCCUGGAGUCCAGUUACAGAAUGACCCCUCCCCCUGCUGUUACAGGGUGACCCCUCCCCCUGGUGUUACAGAAUGACCCCUCCCCUGGUGUUACAGGAUGACCCCUCCCCUCCACCUGGAGUCCAGUUACAGAAUGACCCAUCCCCCUGGUGUUACAGGGUGACCCCUCCCCUCCCCCUGGUGUCCAGUUACAGGAUGACCCCUCCCCUCCCCCUGGUUUAUUAGUUACAGGAUGACCCCUCCCCCUGGUGUUACAGGAUGACCCCUCCCCCUGUGUGACCUCUGACUGCACAUUUAAUGUAAUUUAAAGAUAAAUUGAGAAAAGGCAUCUUUAUUCAGUAGAAUAAAUAAAUUCAAGAAAGAAAACAACCAGACGUUCUGUCUUCUGUGAUUUAAUGGCUGGUUCGUUGAGACGUAGCUUUGUUCAUGUUUACAGACUGAAAAUCUAUGAAUGCACAUUAAUUAAUGUUAAGAUCAUUUGUUCGUUUGGAUUUGGGUCAGAUCUAAUUAAAAAAAAAAAAAUCACACAAUAAUCAGCUGGU